This is a messenger RNA of Habropoda laboriosa, 1353 nucleotides long. RefSeq names its product acyl-CoA Delta(11) desaturase. Lineage: Eukaryota; Metazoa; Arthropoda; Insecta; Hymenoptera; Apidae. The transcript is spliced from 6 exons. Gene Ontology annotation, cellular component: endoplasmic reticulum membrane. Gene Ontology annotation, molecular function: iron ion binding; stearoyl-CoA 9-desaturase activity. The record is from RefSeq and is a predicted model, not a curated record. Gene Ontology annotation, biological process: unsaturated fatty acid biosynthetic process. Bases 206 to 1324 code for a protein of 372 amino acids.
UAUAUAGUUUUGUACAACAAUUCGCCGUGAAUAGUCGCGUUAUCGUCUGACUCGAAGAAGGAUCUUUCUACUUGGACCGAGACCGUUUUAAAAAUUCUUCAAGUGCCGUCAAUUUGCUACAAUCUUCGAGAUAAAAUAAGAAUACUAAAAUGCUGAAAUUGGAGGUAGAUCAUUUUUGAUCAAAUUUCAAGUUUAACGCGAACUGAUGAAAACAGACGGAAAAAUGUGUCCGGACAAUGAACGAGUACCACCGACAGUGUACCCCGAGUUGGAGGAGGAAAACACGGAGAACGAGACGAAGAAUGAUAGAUUAGCAGAGACGGAGGAUUUUUUGGCAGCAGACGAGAGCUACAGAAGCAGCAUGGCGGAAUACGUUCCCCGUAUUGCUUGGCCAGACCUUCUUGCGCAAAUUUUCAUUCACGCGGGCUGGCUUUACGGACUCUACCUCAUUUUAACGCAAGCCAAGCUUCUCACAGCUCUAUGGGUGUUCGUGACUAUAUACACUUCCGGGUUCGGUAUAACUGCAGGUGUGCACAGAUUAUGGUCCCACCGAGCUUACAAAGCAAAAUGGCCGCUUCGAUUGGUCCUGAUGUUCCUCUUCACCAUCACUGGACAGAAAGACGUGUACACGUGGGCAUUGGAUCACAGGGUGCACCAUAAGUACAGCGAAACUGAUGCAGAUCCGCAUAAUGUGAAAAGAGGAUUCUUUUUCGCCCACGUCGGCUGGCUUUUCAUAACGCCGCAUCCUGACGUGAUCGCGAAGAGAAAAGCGGUGGAUAUGAGCGACUUGGAGGCUGAUCCAAUUGUCAUGUGGCAGAAAAGACUUUUUAUUCCUCUGUUCGCGCUGUUAACCAUUGGACUUCCGGUGGCAGUGCCGUGCUAUUUCUGGUCAGAAUCCCUGUGGAUCUCUUUCUGGGUGAACUUCAACUUCCGUUUCUGUAUAACACUUAACAUUGCCUUCUUCGUAAACAGCGUGGCGCAUAUGUGGGGUCAACGACCUUACGACAAGUACAUCUCUCCGGUGGAGAACGUAGCAGUGUCCAUAGCCGCGUUAGGCGAGGGCUGGCACAAUUUCCACCACGUAUUCCCAUGGGACUACAAGACAGGAGAGUUGGGGAACUAUUCCUACAACUUAACCACAGCGUUCAUCGACGCUUUCGCAUAUCUUGGUUGGGCAUACGAUCGCAAAUACGUUUCUUCGGAGAUGGUUCGACGCAGAGCGAACAGAUCUGGCGAUGGCAGCCAUAUUUGGGGAUACGGCGACAAGGAUAUCCCGAUCGAGGAUCUGAAGGAACUGAAAUUGAUGGACAAGAAGAAACAGUGACGUGAAUGUUUCCCUCCGUGAUUACACAC